Toxorhynchites rutilus septentrionalis is the source of this 2051-nucleotide messenger RNA. RefSeq names its product transmembrane protease serine 9-like. The transcript is spliced from 7 exons. Gene Ontology annotation, biological process: proteolysis. NCBI's taxonomy places the organism in Eukaryota, Metazoa, Arthropoda, Insecta, Diptera, Culicidae. The record is from RefSeq and is a predicted model, not a curated record. Gene Ontology annotation, molecular function: serine-type endopeptidase activity. The coding region runs from base 356 to 1816 and encodes 486 amino acids.
UUCAUUUUCAAACGGUUUCGAGUCAAUCUCACGGACGGUCGUUCUUGGUGAAACUAUAUAGCAAGGCAGGAAAGCUGGCAUGACUAGUACUUAAGUAUCUCUCCUGCGGGACGUUGAACACGCUGACGGACUGACCAAACUCAGUUAGCAAGUGGCAGUGGCUGAAAGAAGACGAGUAAGCUUCGGUGGUGAAUAGAAAACGAGCCAACGGCUCGAACAAGUGAAAUUUCCGACCAUUCCAGAAAAUGUAUUUUAUGCAAAACGUAUAAUAAAACAUAAAAUAGCAGACCAAUUAUUCAUGGUGGAUUACACAGAAAUACUCGGUGAAUCAGAAGACAAAUAAAAAGUGUGAAACAUGAAAACAAUCGCAGCUUUAAUGGUUGCGGUAGCGCUUCUUGGAUUACACGCGGCAGCUGACACAGAUGAAGACCUCGACGACACCGUGAUUGUUGAAGCUAGUGAACUGAAACCGCGGCAACCCCGACAUAUAUGGCUAAGUACACGUGCGACUUCAUGGACUCAGGCACUCGGUGAUGGGAGUCCUUGCUUAACCUCGAAGGGUCAUCUCGGAUCCUGUACAUCGUUCAGAAAGUGUUAUCCCUACUUUAAAGUUCCCGAUCUAAGCGUUUGGGAAUCGUGGGUACUCGGGAACUACGACACCUGCAGUUACUUCAACGAUGAAGGAAGGCAGGCAUUCGGGGUAUGCUGUACGAAUCCCAUUACACCUCUACCACCGACGGAAACGAGUACAGAAAAAAGUCCCCAAGUUAUGACCAGCGGAAAUGAGGUGCCAAGUGGGUCUGAAAAACAGCCACCGAAAAACAACAACUAUCCCAGCUGGCCACCACCUAUUCCGACUCAUCCACCAGAUCAUACAGCGGCCACCCACCCUCCGUCGUUUACCAUGGGUUCGACAUCCGUCACACAAUCGACGUUACGGCCGCCCACUACUUGGCCAACGAAACCAGCAGGACCAACACAUCCACCACAAUCCUGGCCAACUAGUCAGCCUGCACCUUCCGUUGAACACACAACCGUUGCCUCUGUCGGACAUUUCGGAGGUUGUGGAAUGAAGAACGGAAACCCGGACUCAGAACGAAUUGUCGGUGGACACAACGCGGAUCCGAAUGAGUGGCCUUGGAUCGUCGCUUUGUUCAACAAUGGGCGGCAGUUUUGUGGAGGAUCUCUUAUCGAUGACAUCCAUAUUCUAACCGCUGCCCACUGUGUGGCUCACAUGAGCUCAUGGGAUGUAGCGCGGCUCUCGGCGAAACUUGGCGACCAUAACAUACGAACCAAUACUGAAGUACAGCACGUCGAACGAAGGAUAAAACGACUAGUUCGGCAUCGUGGUUUUGAUUCGCGAACUUUGUAUAACGACGUUGCAGUGCUAACAAUGGAUAAACCGGUUCCGUUUUCGAAGUCCGUCAGGCCUGUUUGUUUGCCAGAAGGAAGUUCAAGAACCCCCGCCGGUAUGACAGCAACAGUUAUCGGUUGGGGAAGUUUGCGAGAAAAUGGACCUCAACCAUCCAUACUCCAAGAGGUGAAUCUUCCGAUUUGGUCUAAUAAUGAUUGCUCUAGUAAGUACGGCGCCGCCGCACCCGGAGGCAUUAUAGAGUCUAUGCUGUGUGCAGGACAAGCGGCAAAGGAUUCUUGUAGCGGAGACUCUGGGGGACCUUUGAUGGUCAACAACGGCCGUUGGACGCAAGUUGGUAUUGUUUCUUGGGGUAUCGGAUGUGGAAAAGGACAGUACCCGGGCGUUUACAGCCGAGUAACUUCAUUCAUGCCAUGGAUUACGAAGAAUACACAGGAUAAUUAGCAUUGCUGCGAAUUGUUGCCAUUUUAGGCUAAACUUCAUUGUUUGGAAAUUAGUCCUACAGUAACAGAUAUCUGUAGAAAACAGAUAGUGAUGAAUCUCAUUAAUAAUUUGAAAAUACCAUACAGAAUAUUUGAAAGAAAUGCUCCUGCUUCUGUUAAUUUAACCUUUUCAAAUCCAUGGAUAUUCGGAUAUAAAUGAGAGCUCUAAAAUUGUAAUAAAUCGAUUUAGUAAAAUA